CAAAGACCCAUUUGCUCCCAUGCCGCAAUCGAAAGUUCUAAGUCAUUGAGUCCCAAAUCGUAUUUAUGGUCAGACUAUGGAGUAUUUUGGCCACAGCAUUCUGCAUAAGUGGUCUAAACGCCAGUAGUUGGUUUGGCUAGACAGAAUUUAACCUAACUACCGCCAACCUCGAGAUAUCUUCACUCUUAGCCGCUUCUCAAAAAGUUGAAGCAGAAUCCAGAUCUCAUCCGCCUAUUGCGCAAAAGAGACCGGCUGCAUCCCGAGAAAGUCUCACAGGAUCUCACUUGAAGGAAUUUUGGCCGCGAACUCUCUCGUCUCAAGAAUAUGGACGACAUCGCCGAUACCAUCGAGGACACGGCCUCGCGUCAGAACAGGGCUAAGGGCAAAGGCAGAAGCAGAGGCGGGCGGGGAGGCCGAGGAGGUCGGGGCGGAGGGUCAUCUCGACAAGUCGACCUUUCGAGGGCGCUGUCUAAGCUGUUGAGACACCAGGCCCAGCAUGCCGGCAUCAAGUUGGAUAAAGAAGGCUUCGCACCCCUGGAUCGCGUGCUCCAAUGGGGACCCCUACGCAGCAUGGCCCCGACCGUCACCGAGAUCCAGUCCCUCGUCCGCGACAGCGACAAGCAGCGGUUCGCCCUCAAGCCCUCAGACCCAAACGCUAGCACCAGCACCAUCACCAUCACCAGCACCAGCGCCCCAGACGACGGCAGCAGCAGCAGCAGCACCGACCCGGCCGACUGGCUCAUCCGCGCCAACCAGGGCCACAGCAUCAAGCUCGAGUCGUCGGACGGCCUGCUCCGCCCGAUCGCCUUGGGUCCCGCCGCGGACGGGCCCGUGGCGGCGGAGCCCCUCCCGCCGGGCGCGGUGCCCGUGCCGCCGACGGUCGUGCACGGCACGUACCUCGCCUUCUGGCCGGCGAUCGUGGCGGCGGGGGGCCUGAGGCCGAUGGGGAGAAACCACGUGCACUGCAGCACGGGGCUGCCGGGCGACGGCCGCGGCGGCGGCCAUGACGGGCCGGCGGCGGCGGCGGUGGUGUCGGGUAUGCGCCGCGACGCGGAGCUGCUCGUGUAUGUGGACGUGGAACGCAGCAUCCGCGAGGCGGGGAUGAGGUGGUGGGUCAGUGAUAAUGGGGUCGUACUGACGGAGGGGGACGACGAGGGCGGGGUUGUGCCGUUGCGGUUCUUCCGCGAGGUCGUGGGCCGGCCUGGUACGGGGCCCGGGGCGGGCGUGGGAGUGCUUUGGAAAGAUGGCGUGAAGGUCGCGGACCUGCCGCCGGAUGUGAAGGGGAGGGUGCCGAGGGGGAAGGGAGGCGCGGGUGCGGGACGGGGGAGGGGCAGGGGACGGGGCGGCGGGGGUGGAGGCGGGGGACGAGCAGAGUAGACGGCUGAGUUUCGUUACGUUUAUGGCUUGGUGUGACUGUCCAUUGGGGGAUUACACAAUGGGAGUGGUUGGAGCCAUGUCCGUCCUCUUUAUAGUCUACAUAGUAGUACGAGCUGGCCAUAGUGGCUUUAAAAUGGCUGCCCAAGUUCUCUAGCCUUGGAGUCGUCAUCAAGUAGCCCAUCAACAUGUCGUGAGAGGGUGGACCUGGUUGAUAUGUAGCACUUGACCCGUGAGGAUCAAAGCAGAGAUCAUUAGUCCCUAUGAAUAAGUUAUACACACUCCAGGUAUCCG
Molecule: messenger RNA, 1668 nt
Organism: Phialemonium atrogriseum
Lineage: Eukaryota; Fungi; Ascomycota; Sordariomycetes; Cephalothecales; Cephalothecaceae
Product: KptA family-domain-containing protein
Exons: 2
Coding region: 325-1377 (350 amino acids)
Biological process (GO): tRNA splicing, via endonucleolytic cleavage and ligation
Molecular function (GO): tRNA 2'-phosphotransferase activity
Source: RefSeq, a predicted model, not a curated record